AAUACAUUGCUCACAAUCAACCAGUCAUACGGUCCGCAAACGUCGGCCGAAACACAUACAUUUGAAUAUAUAUAUAUAUAAAAUUUAAAUUUGUUGUUGUUUAUAAGUAUUUGAGAAGAGAUAUCAACAAUGGAGAAAGAACCACAACCGGAUUCAUUAUCAGCGGUUACCGUUAAAGAAUAUGCUUCAUCGGAAGUGUAUGGCAGUGAACCACCCCCUGCAUACCAUCGUCAACAACCAGCUACAGCUGUCCAAGUAGCACGAAUUGCAGCUAUUACAAUAGUUGUAGUCACAUUUACAAUGGGAAUAUUUAUGCUUGCAAGCUCCUAUGUACAAGCUAAUGCUACAUGCGCACAUUUGCAACAAGAAUUAAUGCUUCUUCAAGAAGCAGCUGAAAGAUUUCAACCACCAGAAGCUUUAGUGCAGGAUGAACAAACUGCUGAAGAAUCGAAAGUGAAUUACAAACAAUCAAAAGAAUUAAAAGAAGAAACAAAAACAACAACUUCAAAAGCAUCUGAUGAAAAUGAAUCCGAUGAUAAUUCUUUAAAUUAUGAUGAAGAUGAUGAAUCGGAUGAAGUUAGUAAUAGUCAUACACCAAUUCAUUUUAAAUUACCAUUACAAUUAGAUUUUGAUGAUUUGGCUGGUGCUUUAAUUGAGAAAAAUCAAAAAUCAAGAAUGAAUUGUAUUGUUGAAAAGAAGCGUGCUGAUGAAGUCAUUGAUCAUAAACCAAAAACACUUCAGUUACCAUUUGGAUUGAAUUUAACGACUGACCCACGCUAUGAACAUGUUACUGGAGAAAAAAUGGCCAUUUACUGUGAAAGCGGAAACGAACAAAGCCAUACUCCCCCGCAACAACAAAACGAUGAAGUUUUAAUGCACAUUCAACCUAUCAUUAUUCCUUUGAAUGCCGAUGCCAUCCAACAACAACAAAUGCCACCACACCAAGUUCCACGAUUCCCAUUCAAUAUGAAACCAGUAGCCCCACCUCAACAACAAACUCCACCACACCGAAUGGCACCAAUGAUUCCACCACAUAUUAUUGCUCAACAUGUUGCACAAAUUCAACAACGAGUUGCAGCAGAACAAGCAGCACAUGCUCAACAACAACAACACCAACAACCUAGUCAACAAAGUCAAAUGUUCCAUCAUCCACAAAUGCCAAUGCAUCAACCAGAAGGUCAUCCACAAAUGCAAAUGGUUCCACAAGUAGCACGUUUUAUUCCACAACCAGGAAUGAGAGUUCCUAUGUCUGAAGCAGUAUUUACUCAUUCUCAACGUUUACCAAUCCCUGAAGAAGUACUCACGCAAAUUAAUCGUUUACCACAUGAAGAUGUCAUUGCAAUUCAAGUGUCUGAAGAAAGUGAUGAUCAAAAUCAAGAACAAGAUCGAAGAGAAUCAGCAGAAAAUAGAGUUGCUUCAGAAGAACAACGUCAAAAUGUCCCACAAAUGAGCGCACGACAAGCUUUUGCACGAAAUUUACCUGUACAAAUUCCUGUUCAAAUGAUGCCCCAAGAAAUGCCACAAGCAGCACCAUCACAAAUUAAUGAACAACACCGACCUCACUUUUUGCAACCACGUUCAAUUCGUAGUGUAGACAAUCCACUCAUCCAUCACCGUGAAAAAAGAGUAAAACGUUGCUCAUGUGAUUGCGCUUGUUAAAAAGAAGAAACUACUAUUAAAAACCACUUCAAAAAAAAUUU
Messenger RNA from Chrysoperla carnea, 1700 nucleotides. RefSeq lists its product as uncharacterized. The transcript has 5 exons. Bases 130 to 1659 code for a protein of 509 amino acids. Lineage: Eukaryota; Metazoa; Arthropoda; Insecta; Neuroptera; Chrysopidae. The record is from RefSeq and is a predicted model, not a curated record.